Acaulospora colombiana is the source of this 1467-nucleotide messenger RNA. Lineage: Eukaryota; Fungi; Glomeromycota; Glomeromycetes; Diversisporales; Acaulosporaceae. The record is from the annotation of a GenBank genome assembly.
AAGCACUUGACAUUGCUACCGCACAACGACCAAGAGCACGCAGGACUGGGACAAGUGGUAGCGGUAAUAGCUGGCGUCAGUCACGUUGGAGCAGCUUUGGCGGAGCACCAUCCGCCAUAGGAUCUCUAGUCAACGCAAGCGUCAGCAGUCUACGAUCUGUCUUCGGAAUAGCCAACGUAGCAUCUCCAACUAGGGACUACAAAGAAGAUUCGUACCCUGGUGUGGGAACUACGAGAAGAGCAGCUGUUCCACCGAGCGCUUGGCGAAGAGGCUCCUCCUACGUCUCUAAUAAUCAUGCCGAUCCUUUCGGUGAUGAGUUUGGUGUCGAGGAAGAAUAUCAAAGAGCAAUGGCACUUCAACAUGAAAGGCUCAAACGGGCCUCCACAUCGGGUCCUGACGAAUACUCAGCUCUGGUUCUUAACCGGAAGGCUAGCGAGAUUCAGCCCGUCGCCGAAACUUCAAGAGCAGGCGCAAUUGGAUAUUUCCCUCUAGCCACAGUUCCCUCAAUCGCUUCAGCCCCUUCAGACUCCCAUGGAUCCGACUCGCAUACAACCCACAAUACCACAAUACGAACACCGGCCGCAGACUCUUCGCACUACGGCAGUCCGCGGGUCCAUAGUCCAACAUUGCACCCCAAAGAAUCACAACUACAACGUGCAACUUCGAGCGGAAGUCGAUUGGGUGUCACCUUGACCCGAACGCUGUCUGCUCUGUCUUCAUUGUUCAACAGUAGCGAGCAAGGACACGCCAGAAGUAGCAGAGGUAGACAUGUCAUUGCUCCUCCGCCUUACGAGUACAUAGACUUGAGAGAUCCCAAUCCACCCCCACCCAUGCUCGGCUUGGGACUGAUACCCAUCAAGGAGGCGGGAAGUGAAGACGGCAGUCGUAACAUUAGCCGAAUCACGAACAUUUCGGAGCCCGGAAGCAAUCAAGGAACUAGCUCCACCCGACCUCCCCUCGUCCUCAAAGCCCUCCAUGGCAAGAGUCUCAGCUCGCUAAGGACAGCAAAUAGCGAAGCAUUAGAGAGGCUAGGCACCGGUAAUUGGGAUGUGAUUCAACGAGAUGACACGGCAAGCUCACGAAGAACUGGCGGCACCUCCGGCAGUGAGAGUCAAUUCACCGAUUUAGGCGACGACAUGGGAUCGAGUUGGAAAGAUGUUGUUGGAAGACCGGAGAAUGUAUAUGUCGCGUCACCUGUUGACUUGAAUAAACUGCCUAGCCCUGAACAAGGAACAUCCUACGAACGAGCCGCCACCGUCCCGAUCACAGGAACAAACCCUCCGGCUGGCCCGCGACCUAUACCACCACCAAAACGUGUUACCUAUAGCCUCGCGCAGAGAAUAGAUACGCUUGGUCUCCCAGAUCCGGCCUUCAGUUCUGUACCUAGGGGACCGUCACCUCCAUCUGGAACGAGGGAGGCCCCUCAGGAACCAAAUUCUCCUAGACGAGCCCAUGCUGGCAGAAGAG